This is a messenger RNA of Hyaena hyaena (striped hyena), 408 nucleotides long. RefSeq names its product chromosome unknown C20orf202 homolog (gene CUNH20orf202). The record is from RefSeq and is a predicted model, not a curated record. The transcript has 3 exons. Bases 1 to 408 code for a protein of 135 amino acids. Lineage: Eukaryota; Metazoa; Chordata; Mammalia; Carnivora; Hyaenidae.
AUGGUGUACUGGACACCCGGGCACGGGACAGGUAGGAGAUCACACAGAUCAAAGGCCCCUCGGGCCCAUCACCAGGUCAGUGUCAAGGUCUCCUCCAAGGACGCUGAGAUGAAGACAGCAGAGGAGCCAACCCCAAGCCUUGGGCAGACCCUGGAGUGGCUGAGAAAGGAGCUGGCUGAGAUGCAGGUUCAAGACCAGAGGCUCCUGCUCACCCUGAGGCACCUUCACAGUGUCCUGGAGGAGCUGCGCGCUGAGAGCGCUCACUGGGAGGAUGCCAGGUCCAGCAGAGGGACGUCCCCCAUCAGAGCUCGAGCAGGCUCCGAAAGCAGGGGCCGCCACCCCAGCUCCUCUAAGGGGCUGGCCCAGCUCCUCCAAGGGGCAGACAGCCGGCGAAGCUCCCUCCCUUGA